AUGGUGGACUCGAAGACAGGUCAAGACAGCUCUUCGACGACAACUAUUAGACGAACCAGUGUUCCGAAAAUCGAUACCAAAGGCUUAAUUGGAACUCCAAAUGUCUUUGACUCUAAAGAUCCUUCGAAGUCAACUUCUCUCUCGAAGAAUGUUCCCAAAGGUCCCGAAAAGACUUCAAACAAAACUCCAGACAAGGGCUCAAAACUAGAUGACAAGAGCUCUUCACUGGUAACUAAUCUGCCAAAGAGUAUGGAAUCAAAGAAUGCCUCAAAAGACUUAAAGGGAACUCCUAAUGUCUUUGGCCCUAAAGACUCCGAGAAAUCUUCAAAGAGUGGUUCCAUAGGCUUUAACAAGACUUCAAAAGAUUCUUCUGAAAAGUCCAAAACUAAAUCCAAACCCAAGACCAACAGUAAACCAAAAGCUGAUGAUAAGAGUGACUCAAAAUCUGGGGCCAAAACACAUGAUUCGAAAUCUGAUGUUAAAAAAAGUGAGAAGAGUUUGGACCCAAAGAUCGGAACACAGAGUGACUCGAAGUCAUCCGAGAAGAAGGCGAGUACUUCUAAGGGCCACGACUUAAAAGCGGUGCCAAUCGGAAAAGAUCUGAAGUCCACUCCAAAUGUCUGGAAGUCUGACACCAAAGAUACAAAACCGGACUCUAAGAUCAGUUCGGACUCCAAAAUUAGUUCAAAAGAGUCGAAAGACUUUGAAUAUGAAGACAUGUCUUCUCCCAAAUCUGACAUCAAAUCGGUAGACAAAUCAAAAUCUUAUCAUUCAUUGGGAAAGUCAUUAGCUCUUGGAUCUGAAGGGCCGUCCUCUGAGGUCAAGCCAUUCGGUGCCAGUAUUGGUAAGUCAGCCGAGAGUGAAGUGUCGCAAUCAGAAGAGGCCGCUGUUGAGGCACUCGAACCACAACCUGACGAUGGAGUUGGAGGACAGAGAAGGAACAGGGGGUACAUAUUGAUUGGUAGUCUGCUAGGGAUGGCCAUUGUCUUCGCCAUCACUAUUGAUUCUGAAGACGAUAAGCAGCUGAUCGGCAAAUGCAUAGCUAAUAACAAGUACAUGUUGACCGCAUAUAUAGGAUCUGGAUCAUUUUCAGCCAUUUAUAAAGUGAUUGAAGUGAACACUAAUAAAGAACUGGUCGUCAAACUGGAGUCAAUGGACACUAAAACUCCACAAUUAAGUCACGAGUUCCGUAUGUAUCAGCUCUUGAGGUAUGAAUGCAAUCACUGGUCGAUACCGAAGACAUACUUUUUCGGUGAAUUUCUCACAUAUCGAGCGCUCGUUUUGGAACAAUUGGGACACAAUCUGUACCUUAAGUUCGAGGAAUGCGGUCAAGUGUUUAGCGUAAAGACUGUCACCCUUUUGGCCAUUCAGUUGAUGAAUAUCUUUGAGUACAUUCACAGCCGACGCAUAGUCUAUAGGGAUGUCAAACCGGAUAACCUGUUGUUAGGAAUGGCCGGAACCGCCGGCGCCAACCGAUUACAUGUCGUUGAUUUUGGUUUAGCCAAAGAAUAUAAGGACAGAAACGGCGCUCACGUCCCAUACAAAGAAGAGGUGUCUUUAACGGGAACCGCGAGAUAUAUGAGUAUUAAUACACAUCUGUAUAGAGAGCAGAGCCGUAGAGACGAUAUGGAAGCCGUCGGACAUCUGUUGAUAUACUUCUUGAGGGGAACCCUUCCGUGGAGUGGACUCGACAUCAAUGACACUGUCAAACGGUUUGAGACGAUCGGUGCCAUCAAACAGAAGACCACACCAGAGGUCUUGUGCGCUAACUUUCCUCAAGAGUUUGCGAUGUAUUUAACAGCCGUUCGGUCGCUCGGUUUCGACGAAGAGCCCAAAUAUGAGACAUUUCGACAUAUGUUUGAACAGAUUGUGACCAAAUCGGGUGAUAAAGUGGAUAAUUGUUACGAUUGGAUGGACACCAAAGGCCCGACAAGACCCGCAAGUGGUGUCAAAACCGAGUCAAACACUACUCUCAACGAAGACAUCAAUAAAUUGUGA
This is a messenger RNA of Oppiella nova, 1998 nucleotides long. The record is from the annotation of a GenBank genome assembly. Lineage: Eukaryota; Metazoa; Arthropoda; Arachnida; Sarcoptiformes; Oppiidae.